Molecule: messenger RNA, 714 nt
Organism: Exophiala viscosa
Lineage: Eukaryota; Fungi; Ascomycota; Eurotiomycetes; Chaetothyriales; Herpotrichiellaceae
Product: acylpyruvate hydrolase
Exons: 2
Coding region: 1-714 (237 amino acids)
Cellular component (GO): mitochondrion
Molecular function (GO): acetylpyruvate hydrolase activity
Source: RefSeq, a predicted model, not a curated record
AUGGCAUCCAUCAAGGCCAAUUGUCGCAAGGUCGUUUGCAUCGGCAGGAAUUAUGCUGACCACAUAACCGAACUGUCUUCGGCGCGCCCAGCCCAGCCAUUCUUCUUCCUCAAGCCUCCCUCGUCCAUUCUACUGCCGGGCAAAGGACCUAUCAUCCGACCUCGUGGGGUUACUAUGCACCAUGAAGUCGAGCUUGGAUUAGUUAUUGGGCCAACACCGAACUCAAAUGGGUUGAAGAACCUGCAAGAGUCCGACUCGAAGAUGCUAAGUUACAUCAAGAGCUAUUUCCUGAGCAUCGACAUGACUGCUCGGAAUGUGCAAGAUGAAGCAAAGAAGAAGGGACUGCCUUGGAGUAUAGCAAAGGGUUUUGAUACCUUCCUGCCCAUCAGCCAUGAAAUUCCGUUCGAUCGCAUACCGGAUCCCCAUGAUGUGGUGAUUUGGUUGAGCGUCAAUGGCAAGAUGAGACAGAAAGAUAAUUCCAACUUGAUGUUGUUCAAUAUCCACAGGAUGUUGAGCGACAUCAGCAAGGUCAUGACACUUGAAGAGGGCGAUAUCAUCCUCACCGGAACACCAAAAGGCGUAGGCCCUCUUGAGGGAGGUGAUGUUGUCAAGUGCGGUCUCGAGGCUGACGGAAGGGAAGUUGUCGAGGCGAAGAUCGAGGUAGAGGUGGUCGACGACACCACCGAAGGCAGCUACCAGUUCAAGGAGACAUGA